UUAACAUUUUCUCUUGGAACACUCUCUCUUUCAUUGGAGAAGAUGGCGAGUGACGAGAGGGUAGUGAGGCGACAGAUUGGUAGGAAAGGAAGUAUGGCGAGAACAUGGCUGCUGAUGGGCAGUGAGGGGCAGAGACAGAUGGUGGAGGCAAGUAGGCAGUUGAUAAUGCAGAGGACAGGGCUGACUGCUAGGGACUUUAGGAUUCUUGAUCCUAUGUUGUCAUACUCUUCCACAAUCGUGGGGCGUGACAGAGCAAUUGUCUUAAACUUGGAACAAAUUAAGGCUAUCAUCACUGCACAUGAGGUUCUUUUGCUCAAUUCUAGAGACCCUUCUGUUAUCCCUUUUGUUGAUGAACUUCAUGCACAAAUUCUUCAUCAUCACACUACUGUUACUGAUCAUCCUCAACCUCAGGGUCUAGAUGGGAAGGAUAAGGGUGAAAUGAGGCAAGAUAGCAGCAGGAAGAAGAUUCUUCCGUUUGAGUUUGUUGUGUUGGAGGCAUGCCUCGAAGCUGUUAUUAGUUCCUUAGAAAAUGAGGCAAAUAUUUUGGAAUUGGAGGCUCUCCCCGCUUUAGAUAAGUUGACUUCAAAGAUUAGUACUCUUAAUUUGGAACGUGUUCGUCAUAUUAAGAGUCGAUUAGUUGCCUUAACUGCUCGUGUUCAAAGGGUAAGAGAUGAAUUAGAAAACUUGUUGGAUGAUGAUGGAGAUAUGGCUGAGCUAUAUUUGACAGAUAAGUUGGCUCAAAAGAAGUUUGAAAAUUCUUCUACUUUUUCAUCCAUGAAUAAUAACGGGGAUGACAUGAUGAUGAACCGGGUUCUUCAACCAAAUAUAGUUGACAGGACUGGUCACGAAAUAUCAUUGGAACGAGGUGGAGAUUCUACAUGUGAUCAUGGAGAUUAUGAAAAUGUUGUUGGUGAAGAAAUCUCUGGGACACAAGCUGGUACUGUCUAUAGUGGCGUAACCAAUGUUUCUGAGCUUGAGAUGCUGUUGGGAGCAUACUUUGUGCAAAUUGGAGGCACAGUCAACAAAAUAUCUGCGCUGAGUGACUAUGUUGAAGACACAGAGGACUACAUAAACAUUACAUUGGAUGAUAAUCAGAACCGUAUUCUGCAAACUGGAGUUCAGAUAGGCACAGCAAGUGUGAUUCUGAAUUGCUUUGUUGCUGUGACAGGUGUUUUUGGUAUGAAUAUUCACAUUCAACUAUUUGAUGAUGGUGGAAUGAAAGAAUUCCUUGGAACUAUUUUUGGAUGCACUGGUGCUUGUGUCAUCUUAUACUUCCUUGCCAUGCUUUGGUACAAGAAAAUGCGCAUGUUGGAAUAGUUAGUUGGUCGGGCACCCUAAUUAUGUUUCAAAUAAAUUUGUACAAGUUUUUAUAUUACUAUAGACAUAUCGUCUGUGUAGUUUGUUUUGCGGUUGUCAUAAUUGAUUCUGAGAGAUUUGAUUGGUUAAAAUUGAGUUUAACGUAAUUGAUU
Molecule: messenger RNA, 1469 nt
Organism: Medicago truncatula (barrel medic)
Lineage: Eukaryota; Viridiplantae; Streptophyta; Magnoliopsida; Fabales; Fabaceae
Product: magnesium transporter MRS2-3
Exons: 6
Coding region: 43-1317 (424 amino acids)
Biological process (GO): magnesium ion transport
Molecular function (GO): magnesium ion transmembrane transporter activity
Source: RefSeq, a predicted model, not a curated record